AUAUGAUGUCCUUAUCCUUCCACCUGGUAAUUUCUACACGGGCUUAAUUUUACGACUCCCCAAUUAUUGUGAAGUCAAUGCAUGCUGUCUGUUCUAUAGAUCCCCCCUCUUCUCUUAAUAUCUACGUGUACUUCUUCCCUAUAUCAUUAUUUAUUAAUUAUUAUUGAUAAUUAGAUAAUUACAAUCGGGUGGGGGGAUUUGAAUUUUGGAGGUCUUGGUUGGAAACAUCAAAGCUCUGUACUCUUUUUCCGUACAUCAACUUGUACUUUUGUUAUGCUGCUGUAUCGUUUUCAGUGUUUUUUUUUUUUUUUCUCCAGUAAGGGAGUAGUAAUGCAAUGAAAAAGAGUAGUACUGCGUUGAAUCCAGCAGUCAUAAUUGAGAGCUAAUACGUAUGUUGUAACUUGAAAAUGAUAUUAUGAAAAUUUUUAUUUUGAACCCACUUAAUUUUAAUCGGAGUAACCUGAAAAAGGCAUGUGGUUGUAGUCUCAACGCUUACAUUCGACUUGGAAGUGACAUGUAUUUGAUAGGAAGUAUUCAAAGGCAUGUGGUUUAUCGGACAUGGAGAAAGAUUAGAUUACCAAGUUAUCAUAGGUGUAAUGGUGUAAAAUGACAUGCAAGUGAAGCAGUACGUCCUUCCAAAAGGACAAAUUGCUGAUCAAAAGGCUAAAAUGAAAUGCAAAUGGCAUAUUAACAAAGCUAUGUAUGACCUGCGUGCCGUCCAAGACAAUCUGCUUUCAAGUUUGAAUAAGACAUGGCAACCACUGAACCAAGGAAACAUCCUUCCUCUCUCUCUGUGUUCUAUAUAUUUAUCUCAAUAGAGACCUUGACCAGUUCCAAGUCCUCUGAUAAUUGAAUUAGUGGGGAAGCCAAAUGAAAGACCAUUGGGUCAAUGGCACCAUUUUUCACUCUCAAUAUGGACUAACAGAUGAGCAAGGAAGUCAAGUCCACCACCAUCAUCUUUAUCUAUCUACUUUGUUGACACUAAACAUUGAGAUCCAAAACACUGAACACUAAGCUCCAAAAAGAAAGACGCGAAGAUCAAUAGCAAUCACAUUAUGCCAGAGCAGAAGCUGGGCGAGAACAUUCAUGAUAAGCGGAACCAGAAGCUGGAGGCCUUUGAUGUCCUUAGAGCAGCUCUUGCAAUCUCUUUCAAGAAUUUCAAUUUCAUCAUUUUCGUCUUUCUGAUUUCCCUGCCUCUUUUAUGCUUCAUGGUUUACUAUGAAAUUUUCCUUCAGAGGACACUGGUUGAAACCUCAAAUAUCGUUAACGUGCCUCCUGGUUACUUCUACUAUAAGAGGUCGAUUCCUGAUUUUUCAACCGAAGAAACGAGUCUUCAAAUUACCAAAGAUCUUUUUCAAAAAUUGUUUCACCUUGGUUUCCUCUAUCUGGUGCCUCUUCAUCUCGUUGAGUUCUGCAGUGUGAUUGUGAUUGUUGAUUUGGCGUCAAAGAUAUAUGUAGAAGAGAGACCAUUGACUCUCAAGCAAAUGAAGGAUAUGAUAAAUAAGCUUUACGAUGGAGCAAGAGUGAGAGGCACUUUUAUCACUUCAAUUUACAUUCUCUUCGUAUCAACUUGUAUUCUACUCGGGUUAAUAUGGUUAAUCACAAAUAGUUUUCAACUUGGAUUGAUGUGGUUAUUCGCAGACUACCAUUUUAUUAUCAAAGAUUCUGCCAUUGAUGUGUUCUUUGCAGUGUUUUAUGGAAUAGCUUUUGUAGCACUGCUAACAAAAUACUUAGAAUGGAGUGCUAUGUGGAAUAUGAGCAUUGUCAUUUCAGUGUUGGAGGGGAUAUAUGGGGGUGAAGCAUUUGCUCUUUCUUCUUAUUUUAAUAAAGGUAGCGAGGGGCGUGGGCUGCUUUUGAUGCUCGUUUUCUUUGUUUGGGGACUGGGUUUAAGGUUGCCAUGCCUCUAUUUUGGAUGCUAUGAAGGAGGGAGAGGAAUUGUUGCACAAAUCAGCUUGUUCUGCUUGGGGAAUGUGCUGAAAUGGGUAGUCUGCAUGGUCUAUUUCUAUGAUUGCAAGAAGCGGAUUUUAGAGAAGAAAGUUGAUGAGGAAGUUGGAAGAGAUAUCGAAGCUGUUGGUGCAUAAUGAGGAAUUGGUUUGUGGCAUUCACUAAGUAGGAAGAGAGGCUAAUCUCUUCCCUGAACUUGGUUUGAAUAUUUGAAUCAUGGCUAGAAACUUCAAUAAGUGUAGGGAGUCAAUUUCCAAGUCAUGUUACUAUGAAUGUUGUAUGAUAAACUUUUCUAUUUUUUGUUUUAAGCUUUUAUGUUCUUCAUUGAUGUAUUUCUAGGUCUCGUGCC
Messenger RNA from Quercus lobata, 2293 nucleotides. RefSeq lists its product as uncharacterized. NCBI's taxonomy places the organism in Eukaryota, Viridiplantae, Streptophyta, Magnoliopsida, Fagales, Fagaceae. The coding region runs from base 1056 to 2081 and encodes 341 amino acids. The record is from RefSeq and is a predicted model, not a curated record. The transcript has a single exon.